Molecule: messenger RNA, 860 nt
Organism: Pocillopora damicornis (cauliflower coral)
Lineage: Eukaryota; Metazoa; Cnidaria; Anthozoa; Scleractinia; Pocilloporidae
Product: rRNA N(6)-adenosine-methyltransferase METTL5
Biological process (GO): rRNA methylation
Molecular function (GO): rRNA (adenine-N6-)-methyltransferase activity; nucleic acid binding
Source: RefSeq, a predicted model, not a curated record
UUUCGAGAGUUGUGACCAGGCUAUAUGUACUCUACGAUUCUGUUCCUUUUUACAAAAUGAAGCUUAAAGAGCUAGAAGGAUACUUACAGCAAGUUGAUGUUUUUGAAAAGCCAAAAGUGGAUCUGGAACAAUAUCCAACAACGCCGCAUAUAGCGGCUCACAUGUUAUACACGAUCGACUCCACAUUUGGUGACAUUGAAGGAAAACUUGUCGGUGAUUUGGGAUGUGGAUGCGGCGUUUUAAGUAUCGGUUCAUGUAUGCUUGGAAGUGCUAUGACAGUCGGAUUUGAUGUGGACGGCGAUGCUUUAGAAAUCGCUGCUAGAAACUGCGCAGAGUUUGAGAUUCAGACAUGUGAACUUAUACAAGGUGACGUGGAACAGAUUGCAUUGUGUGACAGAUGGAGAAAAACGUUUGACACGAUCAUUAUGAACCCUCCUUUUGGAACUAAGAACAAUAGAGGUAUUGACCUCAAAUUUCUACAGCAGGCCAUCAGUAUGUCUAAUACAGCUGUUUAUUCUCUGCACAAGACAGCCACAAGGGAACACAUCAAGAAAAAGGCUUGUGAAUGGGGAGUGAAGUUGGAAGUGUUGGCUGAACUUCGCUUUGACUUGGCAGCCAGUUACAAGUUUCACCGCAAAAAGACAGUUGAUGUUGAGGUAGACUUCAUAAGAAUAGACUGUUCAAACAGCUGACAGCUGAGGUGAAUGAAGAGUUCGGUUAUUUGAAUUAUCUGCAGUUGUAUUAGGAGCACUGUUUAGCGUUUAUCUAAGAUCAAAAAACAAUUGAAAGUCAGUUGAAAAGAAACGUGAUGUUGUUACCAAGGCUUACUUCGAAUGAGUCAGUUAAAAGAUGAACCUUAA